Messenger RNA from Rhagoletis zephyria (snowberry fruit fly), 540 nucleotides. RefSeq lists its product as uncharacterized. Gene Ontology annotation, biological process: protein transport. Lineage: Eukaryota; Metazoa; Arthropoda; Insecta; Diptera; Tephritidae. Gene Ontology annotation, cellular component: cytoplasm. The record is from RefSeq and is a predicted model, not a curated record.
GCGCCCAUCAGCCUGACCAACGAGAAGACCGUCGGCCUCAUUGGCGGCAAGCGGGUGGUGCUGCGCUGUGAGGUGCCCCACACUGGCUUCACCCUGGGCAUGCCCAUUCCCAUCACCUGUCACAUAUCGAACCUCUCGAAGAAGCACAUGAUCCUGAAGGCCUCCCUCAAGCAGGAGAUGACCUUCAAGGGCGACGUGCAGCACACCCGAACGGUGACGAACAAGCUGACCGAGGCUACCGGACCGCAGAUUGGCCCGAAAGGCGACUGCUCGCACAGCAUCACCCUCCAGGUGCCGAUCAACCUGCCCAUCGUCCACAACACCUGCCCCAUCAUCACCAUCAAGUACAUUGCCUCCGUCAAGCUGGACAUUCCCGGGUCGUUUGACCUCGCCUGCAAGAUGCCCGUCCUCCUCACCAAUCUGCCGCUGAAUUUUGGACAACCGCAGCAGAUGCCUCCACAGAUGCCUCCACAGCAAAUGCCAAUGCAUCCGCAGCAGCCGCCCUACGCCCCCUCGGCUGCUCCAAUGCCGUCAAUGUGA